Molecule: messenger RNA, 1695 nt
Organism: Penicillium odoratum
Lineage: Eukaryota; Fungi; Ascomycota; Eurotiomycetes; Eurotiales; Aspergillaceae
Exons: 4
Coding region: 1-1695 (564 amino acids)
Cellular component (GO): membrane; endoplasmic reticulum
Molecular function (GO): long-chain fatty acid-CoA ligase activity
Source: RefSeq, a predicted model, not a curated record
AUGGCUGAACCAAUCCUUCAGAGAUUGGAUACUCUGGUCGCAGAUAUCCUGGCCGACUGGAAUAUCUUUACUACCAUCGUUGCCGGUAUUGUUGCUGCUUUUGCCAUCUAUUCCGCCGUGUCAGCUAAGGACCCGGAUGUCCAUCCAUUCUUACUUGCUCGUCAAUCCACACCUUCACCCAUCCGACAAUCCGGCGAGUCCGCAACAUAUCGCAGCUUAGAAACUCCUUAUGGCUUUCCUCUACGAGCAGGAUUGAAUGUCAAAGACCCUGGCGCCCCGAAAUGGACCGCUGGUAGAAAGGGUGAUUUGCGGGAUAUCUGGAGGGCUGCAGUGCGGGGAGCUUUGAAUGAAGACGGUACUCCAUCUAAGACUCAAGGCAAAAUCUACACGGUGCUGGGUAAACAGGCCAUUGAGCACACGCUGUCUCAGGUGACCCAGGAAAUCAACGUGAUAGGUCGCCAUUUCCAGAAAGCCGAGGUCAAAACCGUUGCUAUCUGUCUGACUGACUCGGUUGAACUGUUGGCUGCUCUCUUCGCCGGUGCUUUCUAUGGAUACAAGACCAUCCUUAUCCCCCACAACCUUCCAGCCGAUACUCUGUCAGCACACCUACAGACAUCUCAGGUGGAUGCCCUGAUUGCUGAGGCGGGAGCACUUGAUCUGUCCAUCGCUGCGCGGGGAAACAAACAGCUGUCACACGUGGUAUGGGUUGCUAAGUAUGGUAAUCGUCACAUGGACUGGCAUGGAGUUCCCGAGGGCGUGGACAGCUCUCUGAAGGUAGAUGUUUGGCAUGAGUUAGUGGAACAGCAGAAAGACUUGGCUGGCUUGGACAUCCCUGAAUACGAUCCCAAAGAGCCGGCCCCUGCAGUUAGCACUGUUUGGCCUUCUUCUGCACAAUCUGGCAAGUUCAUUGAUUUCCAAUCGGAGAAUCUGAUUGCUGCGAUCGGCGCCUUGGGAUCUGCUCUUCCUCGAAACCAGCGUUUCUCUCCUUCGGAUCUUGUUCUCUCCAUAGACUCCCUCUCGCGUUCCUACCCUCUUUGCCUCAUUAUGAAUGCACUGUUCUCUAACGCCUCUAUUGCAUUGAACUCGGUUGCAGGAGAGCAAGUUGACUUUGCUUUGGCUACUGUGGGCGUGUCUCCAACCGUUAUCAUUGCUUCUUCGCAGACAAUGUCGGACUACCACGACAGCGUCAUGCAACCGCAGGCGGGUUUUGUUUCUUCCAUUGGUCGUUGGGUCCAGGCACGCACUUUGGAUGCCGGGAACAUGCCUUCGAAGAACAUCUUCAGUCAGCUGGCUCGGGUUGGACCAACUGCGGAGCUGUCUUUAGACAAGCUGCGCUUGCUUUGUAUCUCGCAUCGUAUUGAUGCACCUGCCUCGGCCCGUCUCACAUCGGAACAACUGACAGACCUACGGAUCUUCACUGAUGCUCGUAUUGUAUACGCUCUGACUGGAUCUGGUAUUGCGGGUGCUAUCUCGCAAACAAAUGUCUUUGAUUAUCGUCGCCACGAUGGCCACAGUCACUUUGGCUCUCCUCUCAGCAGCACGGAAAUCACACUGACCGGAGUUAAUGAAGCUACCGUUACCGACACUCCUGAAGGCCAGAUCAAAGUAUCCGGCCCUGCCGUUGUCGGUGAAGAGACAACACUUGCAUCGCGAGUCCGUAUUAGCAAGGACAACACUGUGGAGCUGUGCUCUUGA